GAAAGUCGGAGAUGCUGGAUUAUUAAGAAUGACACAGCGAGGAUCAGGCGACGAUAACUAGGCAGUCUCGGCUUCAUCUUCAUCUUCUUUUCAUCUUUCUACGCAGGUGUCCCCGGACAGUUCUCUCAUCUGCCUCUUAUCACCUUUUGUUAUCGCUCAAUCGCAUCCGACCGAAUCUUUCGAUACCCCGCUUGAGUAUUUAUCACACAACAGAUCUUUUUUCCCGCCGUCGAUCACGGCAAUCCUCCUCCUCUCCACCACGUUUUUUCUUUAUCGGACCGCAAGAUAGAGACUUUCACAAAAAUGUCUUCAGCCGCACCCGCUCCCUAUACCUGCAACACUUGCCUUGUGGCUUUCCGCAGCAGCGAUGCGCAGCGGGAUCAUAUGCGCAGAGACUGGCAUUUGUAUAAUGUAAAGCGUCGCAUUGUCUCUCUGCCCCCCGUUCCCCAGGAAUUGUUCAACGAAAAGGUUCUCGUCGCCAAAGCUUCAACCACCGCUGCCGCCGCCAAGGCAUCCUUUGAAAAGACAUGCGUCGCUUGCCAGAAGACUUUCUUCAGCGAAAACUCGUUCCAGAACCAUGUUAAGAGUUCCAAGCACAAGUCUCGCCAAGCCAAGGCCAACAAGGAGCCUGCCGACGACACAGCUUCCGUCAUGAGCUCGACCUUCUCCCUCGGAGAACCCAUCAACAAGCCCCGCGACGGCGAGGCCGAUGUUUCCAAGGUCGCCGACAACCUCAAGAAAACCACCAUCCAAGAAGAAGGAGAAAAUGAUGAGGAGAUGGAAGAAACUGCCGGUGUUGAAGAGUACUCUGCAUCGCGCUGUCUUUUCUGCAACCACGAGGCCUCGGAUAUCCAAGAGAAUGCCGACCACAUGCUCAAGACCCAUGGCAUGUUCAUCCCAGAGAAGGAUUACCUCGUCAACAUCGAUGGCCUCGUCCACUAUCUCUACCGCAAGAUCAACGAGAACAGCGAAUGUCUUUACUGCCAUGCUAUUAAAAACAGCCCCGCUGCCAUCCGGACCCACAUGCGCGACAAGGGUCACUGCAUGAUUGCCUUUGAAACUGAAGAGGAGCAAAUCGAGAUCGGUCAAUACUACGACUUCCGAAGCACAUACGAGGAUGACGAGGACGAAUCCAUGAGCGACUCUCCAGAGGCCGGUGGAGUGAAGGUCUCAGACGGCGAUGAGGAAGGCGACGGCUGGGAAACCGAAACUUCGGCCUCCUCCGUCGACGAGGAUGAAAUGGACUCGCACAAGAAGGCCCCCGUCAUCUACCAAACCGAUUACGAACUUCACCUGCCCUCCGGCCGCAGCGUCGGCCACCGUUCGCUCGCCCGCUACUUCCGCCAGAACCUGCACAACUACCCCACAGCCGAAGAACGCCAGGCCCGACAAUUGGCUAUUGAAAACGGAGAGAUCGAAGAGGAACAAAAACCCAGAGGCCGUAACCAGAACCGUGCCCUCAUCAGCCGUGCCAAUGGCGGAACAGGCAUGAUUGGUGCCUCGGACGCUCAGAAACAGGCCGUGACCACAACAGAACGCAAGGAGAGAGCUAGGGCUACACGACAGGAGCUUCGAUACACCGCUCGCAUCAACAGAGCUGCCAACCACCAGAAGCACUACAGAGACCCUCUCCUCCAGUGAUCUACUCAUCAACUCUCAUCCCGAUACCAGACGAACUCGUCCACAAAACAAAAAAAAUUAUUCAAUCUUUUCACUUUGGGAAAUGGUCUACGGUUCUGUUUUUUAUGGUCAUGACGACGAUGAAUUAUAUAGAGGGGUUUUCUACUCUUUGCCAUGGUUGCCCAAAGGGGCUGGCUUUUUU
Messenger RNA from Aspergillus wentii DTO 134E9, 1822 nucleotides. Its product is annotated as putative C2H2 finger domain protein. The record is from RefSeq and is a predicted model, not a curated record. Gene Ontology annotation, biological process: ribosomal large subunit biogenesis. Gene Ontology annotation, molecular function: nucleic acid binding; zinc ion binding. The transcript has 3 exons. Gene Ontology annotation, cellular component: preribosome, large subunit precursor. The coding region runs from base 304 to 1641 and encodes 445 amino acids. NCBI's taxonomy places the organism in Eukaryota, Fungi, Ascomycota, Eurotiomycetes, Eurotiales, Aspergillaceae.